This is a messenger RNA of Branchiostoma belcheri (Belcher's lancelet), 2824 nucleotides long. Its product is annotated as calcineurin subunit B type 1. The transcript is spliced from 6 exons. Lineage: Eukaryota; Metazoa; Chordata; Leptocardii; Amphioxiformes; Branchiostomatidae. Gene Ontology annotation, molecular function: calcium-dependent protein serine/threonine phosphatase regulator activity; calcium ion binding. Bases 117 to 626 code for a protein of 169 amino acids. The record is from RefSeq and is a predicted model, not a curated record.
CAGCAGCUACAAGCCAUAUUUGGAUACCCAAUAUCCCGGAUGUACAAUUUUGGGGUUGCUGAGGACAGGGAUCGAUUUCUGGUCGUAGGGUAGAAAACCGCAGAAAAUUAGCCAAAAUGGGGAACGAAUCAUCCCUUCCAGAAAUGUGUACACACUUCGACCCGGAGGAAAUCCGCAGGUUAGGGAAGCGGUUUAAGAAGCUGGACUUGGACAACUCUGGGUCUCUAUCGGUUGAGGAGUUCAUGUCAUUACCAGAGCUGCAGCAAAACCCGCUAGUCCAACGGGUCAUCGAUAUUUUCGACCAAGACGGCAAUGGAGAGGUGGACUUUAAAGAGUUUAUAGAGGGCAUGUCGCAGUUUAGUGUGAAAGGCGACAAGCAGUCAAAACUCAGAUUUGCCUUUAAGAUUUAUGACAUGGACAAAGAUGGGUACAUCUCGAACGGAGAGCUGUUCCAGGUGCUGAAGAUGAUGGUGGGCAGCAACCUGAAGGACACACAGCUGCAGCAGAUCGUCGACAAAACCAUCAUCAAUGCAGACAAGGAUGGUGAUGGGAAGAUUUCGUUUGAAGAAUUUUGUGAAGUCGUUGGAAGUAUGGAUAUCCACAAGAAGAUGGUGGUCGAGGUGUAAUACUCAACAGUUUUAUGUUCAGCUCUUUCACCCACUAAACCAACUUUGUGUAACUCUCAACUUUGUACAGUAUUCUGUCAUCCUUGCAACUGGUGUCACAAAGGUUCUGUAAGCUUUAUGUUUCUGUUGUACAUGUCAUUUGGUACAUGUUAUUGUUGCUGCAUAAUUUAUGUUGUUUUCCAAUCUGGGGAGGCCACCAAGACUACUCUGACGAUAAAGAAAUGUCUCAGGUUGAAAUUUCACAGGAUAUACUCUGUUGUGCUAAUGGGAAGUUUUCAAAAUGUAGUGAGGAACUCCCGAAGGGUAUAAUGUCUAGAUACCUGCAGACAAAGUUUUAAAGCAAUACAGUUACUUGACUUGCCAAGCUAUGUAUGGUUGGGUGCUUGGGUGUGAAAACAGAUUUAAAUCUCACAUUAAGUUAGCCUUUGUUCACCAUCCAAUUACACAUAAGGCUUGAAAUCAAUGCUGUUUUCUGCUACUGGGAAACUGCUUUGAUAUCAAGACUGAUUCCUGCUGAAAUAGAACACUUUGACCCUUUCCCAUCCUGCAUGCCAAUGCUCUAGUGGCUGCUUGGGACUACAUGUACUAUAGAACAACUCAAUCCAAGUACCCCUCACAUUUAGUAGUAUCCAGUAUUUCAUCAUACUGCAGUGAGAGUCCCUGGUUGAGCAGUUGGCUAGUCUUGAACACCUUCCAGGUGGAUCUAGACAACCAAACAGCUGACCAUCUAUAAUCUGGAGCUUGGCAUAUUUGUUUGGGUAACAGAAGCCACUUGUUUCAAAAGUCCUCAAAAAUGUUAUGAAUCAACAGUCUUAACCUCCCUGUGGUGUGCGAAUCCAACAAUAUAGAUUUAUAACAUUUAGGUUUUUAGUCGGCAGUCUGGGCAAAGGCAGGGAAGGAUGGUUUUUGUUGUAAAUUACAUGUAUUACCAGUAGUCAUUACUGAGUGCCAAGUAGAUUAUCCUGGCUAUGAAGACAGUUUCAACUGUAGAAGGGCACAGUGGAAAGAUGAACGUUGCAGACCUUGUUAUAGCAAUAUCUUACUUUGCUAUGGAAAAUGCAUAUCUACAAUCGUGAGUAGCACCACUAUUAACAGUUGAUAACUACUUGUUAGAUUCUUCCAAUGGACGUUUUUCUACCACCAUCUGUGGACAUCCAGUAGUUCCAAUGUCACGAGAGAAUCUGGGUAACUGUGAGACAGUUUGUUAACAUAAUGCGUACAUACUUCCAGCAUUGAAGAGAAUAGUUGUGCUGUGUCACAAGACAAAUUUUAUAGAAUGUAUCACGCAUUUUAACCUACCUAAAAGACAAUGUUGCUGAAACGCUCAAAUUUGCUCAAUCCAAAUGUGCUUUUUUCAAUUCCUAAGACAUAUCCCUCAAAAAGUGUGCACUACAUGAAAUCACCAUUUUUUGUAUAUAAUAAUACAAAAAACAAUAACUUAGUUUGUAAAUUUCCUUUGGUCAUUUGUGGCUUGUCAAGGAAGUAUUGUUUUGUUGAAUUCAGUAUUGUGGAAUGUUAUGAGUAGAAUUUGAUGGUGGAGGGUAUUUCUGAACUUAAUGUUAACUUUGUGGUUAGGGUAAUGUUUGUAUAUAUUGUGCGUGUCAGUGCCGCUGUCCUGUAUAACCUAGAAACUGUUCUCCCAAGUACGCUGACAACUUUAAUAUAGCAGUUGAAACCACUUUUGCCAUGGGCUGUUUAUACGGAAAACACGAGGCAGUGACUGAACCUGAAUGACGUUUCUACAACCAAACAAGUUUUACGGGGGGCAAAAGUGGAAUUCAUGGGCUUGUCGUCUUUUAUUACAUUGGCAUCUAUAGCUCUUUCCAGAGAAGCAUUUUGGAAGUUAUCUGCUUGCAGAAAAUACAGCAUUGAUGCAUUUCCUCCAUAGCCUCAGAGCAGCGUGGUAACCAUGGCUAGAUGCCAGACUGGCUCCAAAACACACAAGAAAUAAACUAAGAUUGGAAGUCCCUGAAUUCCAGCUUUGCCAAACCAAGGAGCUUAAUAGUAACCCUCCUUGGUAAAGCAGGAAAGACCAUCUUGAACAGAGCAGGGGUGGCAGCAAGGUUGGCAGAAGAGAAAAUUAUAUAUGUAGUCAGACUUGCAUGCUUCAUAUUGUCAAGAGAAGAGAAUAUUGAUUAAUAAACAAAUAAUUGUAAUACUUUAAUUCUAAUACAAAAAGUAAAAGUGAUUUGUCUGGU